This is a messenger RNA of Strongylocentrotus purpuratus (purple sea urchin), 543 nucleotides long. Its product is annotated as protein N-terminal asparagine amidohydrolase-like. NCBI's taxonomy places the organism in Eukaryota, Metazoa, Echinodermata, Echinoidea, Camarodonta, Strongylocentrotidae. Gene Ontology annotation, molecular function: protein-N-terminal asparagine amidohydrolase activity. The record is from RefSeq and is a predicted model, not a curated record. Gene Ontology annotation, cellular component: nucleus. Bases 148 to 543 code for a protein of 131 amino acids. The transcript is spliced from 5 exons. Gene Ontology annotation, biological process: ubiquitin-dependent protein catabolic process.
GGUAAAACUACGGAUUACUUGAGGAGCAUAUUUGGCAUUCCAUACCCGGUGUAAGCUUGGAGGCAAAAAGUGACUUUGCGACGGGUCAGGAGGUUUGGGGUUUAUUCCGUGGUAUUGCCGGGGUGUGUUCCCAGAGUUCUCUUCAUCAUGCCUCUCAUGAUCGAUGGGAAGCUUUACCAUCCCAAGGAGAAUGUUAUGCAGUUGGUUAAGGAUUAUCCUAAGUUUCAGGUUGAAGCAGCCGCUUUCUGCAGCAAACCAUUACGCCAUUGUGAAGCCCUAGACCUUCUCUAUGUGAAUCAGAGAGAAUAUGCUGUCACUAUUCCAAGUGAUAGUGUUGUUAAGGUCCUGGGUUCUGACGAUGCCACUACUUGCCACAUCAUUGUCCUGCGUCACACAGGGAGCGGAGCCACAGCCCUGGCUCACCUGGACGGCCAUGGUAUAGAGGGAGGUAUCAAUAGCAUGCUUGCCUCCAUCACAACACUCAGUACUGGAAGCAGCGACGGCAGGCAAACUAGAACUACACAUCUUUGGGGGCUUCUGUGA